Botrytis fragariae is the source of this 522-nucleotide messenger RNA. Its product is annotated as putative glycine cleavage system h protein. The transcript has 2 exons. Gene Ontology annotation, biological process: glycine decarboxylation via glycine cleavage system; protein lipoylation. Lineage: Eukaryota; Fungi; Ascomycota; Leotiomycetes; Helotiales; Sclerotiniaceae. The coding region runs from base 1 to 522 and encodes 173 amino acids. The record is from RefSeq and is a predicted model, not a curated record. Gene Ontology annotation, cellular component: mitochondrion; glycine cleavage complex; cytoplasm.
AUGGCAUCAAUCGCAAGGAGUUUAAGGCCAUGCGCCUCAAAAAUCACAUCCAGCACAUUUAAGACGGUUCCAUCAUGGAGAUCCUCAUCUUUUGGAGCUCUUCGAGCUUUCUCAGUGUCUAGAGCUGCUUUCAACAAGAAGUAUACCAAAGACCACGAAUGGAUUCUCCUCUCGUCCGAUAACAAGACUGGCACAAUCGGUAUCAGUGAUUAUGCCGCACAUGCUCUCGGUGACGUCGUUUAUGUUGAGCUCCCCACCGCCCCAUUGGAGGUCGGCGCUGGUGAUACCAUUGGUGCCGUAGAAUCUGUCAAGAGCGCAUCUGAUAUCAACAGUCCCAUCACCUGCAAGAUUGUGCAGGCUAACCAGAUGUUGGAGGAAGCACCAAGCACUAUCAAUAAGGGUCCCGAAGAUGAAACAAGUGCCGGAGGCUGGGUUGCUAAGGUUGAAGUUGGGGAACAGGGAGUCAAGGAUUUGGAAGGGUUAAUGGACGAGAGUGCUUACAAGGCAUUUAUUGAGGAAUAA